AUGGCUCCUCCGCAUGGCAGCUAUCUCAAGAAGACUGUCAAGGUUGACCUGCAUUUUGAUCUUUUCCCGGCAAUCACGGCUGACCUGGAGGCGGGAGAGGCGGCAAGGAAAGCAACCAAGGCAAGGGGCAAAGAUUUCAAAGGAAGACUGCCAACAAAUAACAAGCCAUUGUACCCUCAACCACCAACAGAUGCCGAAAUGAAAGCUGCUUGUGCCAUUUAUACCAAGAAGGAAACCCCCAAGAACGCCCCCAAGGACCCCCGCAAGAACGCCCCCAAGAACACCCCCAAGAACCUCCACAAGAAUGAGACAGAGUGA
Messenger RNA from Puccinia triticina, 318 nucleotides. RefSeq lists its product as uncharacterized. The coding region runs from base 1 to 318 and encodes 105 amino acids. Lineage: Eukaryota; Fungi; Basidiomycota; Pucciniomycetes; Pucciniales; Pucciniaceae. The transcript is spliced from 2 exons. The record is from RefSeq and is a predicted model, not a curated record.